This is a messenger RNA of Melampsora larici-populina 98AG31, 471 nucleotides long. RefSeq lists its product as uncharacterized. Gene Ontology annotation, biological process: mitochondrial outer membrane translocase complex assembly; protein insertion into mitochondrial outer membrane. The coding region runs from base 1 to 471 and encodes 156 amino acids. Gene Ontology annotation, cellular component: mitochondrial outer membrane. The transcript is spliced from 2 exons. The record is from RefSeq and is a predicted model, not a curated record. NCBI's taxonomy places the organism in Eukaryota, Fungi, Basidiomycota, Pucciniomycetes, Pucciniales, Melampsoraceae.
AUGGAAAGCUCAACCAAACCAGAAAGUUCACAUCAAGUUCAACAAGCCAACUCAAUCAAUCAAUCCAAACACCAUCAUCCAUCUUCAACCACAAACUCAGAAUUAGAAUCAAAUCAUUCGAUCAAUACACCAAUCCCUUCAUUAACUUUAAGUCUUUUUCAACAUUUGUUUGAUGAUCGAUUAACUUGGCAAAGAAAGAUAGGAUGUAUGACAGCCACUUUAGCUAUUAAUCUUUUUUUACCUUUUGUAAAUGGGAUCAUGUUAGGGUUUGGUGAAAUCGCUGCUCGUGAACUUGUUGGAAAAUAUUUUGGAUGGGGAAUUGGACCGUUUAAAGAAUCGUAUCGAACAAAUUCACAAACUCAACUUACAAAAGAAGAUGAAUUGAUACUUAUUGAACCUAGUCUUCAAAUCUCAACAGAUCAAAGUCGGUGGUGGAAACCCAGCAAUCAAACUAAAAUUGAUCAAAGGUGA